AUGGUCAGAUGUCUUUUCAUAAAGGCGGCAUGGUAAGUAAUGGCAUUGACGUUUCUGGGUGUGUGGGGAGUGGAGUGGAGUGGGGUGGGGGUGGGGGUGGGGUGACUUGAGGGGGAGACAGAACCAGUGGAGACAGCAACAGGCAGGUUUCAGGUAGAGGGGGGCCAGGUGCGAUCGGGCCUGGCACGUCCAGGUGUCAGGCCAGGGUGUCCUCAGUCGCGGUCCUAUAGCCUCAGGCCCACCGGAAGAGGAGACACAGAAUGAGAAAAGGUUAGUAAGAGUACUUCUGAGUCAGUUCAGGUAGCAUUCAAUGUCCUGCAUUUGUGUUAACCAUGGCAGCCAGCAUUGCAAAUGAAGAGAUUCGUAUAAAAUAAAUCAGCCUCUGUCUGUGGAUCCUUACCCCUUAAUGUAAUUUUCAUGUCAGCCAGGCCAAUCUUUUAAUAUAAACACAAUUUAUUUCAAGCUUUAGUUGAGCAAAAUAAGUAGUGUUGCUCGGUUGACAAGAUAAUUCAAAGAAUUGAGUCAUGCAGAAAUAUCUCAAUGCUUUAUCCUCUAAAGUGACAACAAGUUGUUGUUUCCCUGACUGCUACCUAUGGCUGCUACUCAGAAAUAAUAUAGCCUAACAGUAAAUUAAUAGAUGACAUUCACUGCAAUUAUAAACCUGUCUCCAGUAUAAAGCUACAUACACAGACCCACUGUGGAUCUUUGUCAAAUAAAUCUGUGUGAAAAUCCGUCCCAGGACCUGUUUUGUCAAUGAGCACAAUUUAUUCCAAACACUGGUGGUAACUAGAUAAUCCUAAGAAUUCAGGUAAUACACCACAUUAGUCACUGGCUUCAUCAAUAAGUGCAUCGAUGACGUCGUCCCCACAGUGACUGUUGUACAUACCCCAACCAGAGGCCAUGGAUUACAGGCAACAUCCGCACUGAGCUAAAGGGUAGAGCUGCCGCUUUCAAGGAGCGGGACUCAAACCCGGAAGCUUAUAAGAAAUCCCGCUAUGCCUUCCGACGAACCAUCAAACAGGCAAGCGUCAAUACAGGACUAAGAUCUAAUCUUACUACACCGGCUCCGACACUCGUUAGGUGUGGCAGGGCUUGCAAACUAUUACAGACUACAAAGGGAAGCACAGCCGCGAGAUACCCAGUGACACGAGCCUACCAGACGAGCUAAAUUACUUCUAUGCUCGCUUCGAAGCAAGUAACACUGAAACGUGCAUGAGAGCAUCAGCUGAUCACGCUCUCCGUAGCCGAUGUGAGUAAGACGGAUUACCAGGAUGUGUACUCCGAGCAUGCGCUGACCAACUGGCAAGUGUCUUCACUGACAUUUUCAACCUCUCCCAGUCUGUAAUACCAACAUGUUUCAAGCAGACCACCAUAGUCCCUGUGCCCAAGAACACUAAGGUAACCUGCCUAAAUGACUACCGACCCGUAGCACUCACGUCUGUAGCCAUGAAGUGCUUUGAAAGGCUGGUCAUGGCUCACAUCAUCACCAUUAUCCCAGAAAUCCUAGACCUAUGGCAGUCUCUAUGGGGGUGCCACAGGGUUCAAUUCUUGGGCCGACUCUUUUCUCUGUGUAUAUCAAUGACGUCGCUCUUGCUGCUGGUGACUCUCAGAUCCACCUCUACGCAGACGACACCAUUUUGUAUACAUCUGGCCCUUCAUUGGACACUGUGUUAACAAACCUCCAAACGAGCUUCAAUGCCAUACAACACUCCUUCAGUAGCCUCCAACUGCUCUUAAACACUAGUAAAACUAAAUGCAUGCUCUUCAACCGAACGCUGCUUGCACCCGCCCACCCGACUAGAAUCACUACUCUCGACGGGUCUGACCUAGAGUAUGUGGACAACUACAAAUACCUAGGUGUCUGGUUAGACUGUAAACUAUCCUUCCAGACUCACAUUAAGCAUCUCCAAUCCAAAGUUAAAUCUAGAAUCAGCUUCCUAUUUCGCAACAAAGCCUCCUUCACUCAUGCUGCCAAACAUGCCCUCGUAAAACUGACUAUCCUACCGAUCCUUGACUUCGGCGAUGUCAUUUACAAAAUAGCCUCCAACACUCUACUCAGCAAAUUGGAUGUAGUCUGUCACAGUGCCAUCCGUUUUGUCUUCAAAGCCCCAUAUACUACCCACCACUGUGACCUGUACGCUCUUGUUGGCUGGUCCUCACUACAUAUUCGUCGCCAAACCCACUGGCUCCAGGCCAUCUAUAAAUCACUGCUAGGCAAAUCCCCGCCUUAUCUUAGCUCAUUGGUCACCAUAGCAACACCCACCCGUAGUAUGCGCUCCAGCAGGUAUAUCUCACUGGUCAUCCCCAAAGCCAACACCUCCUUUGGCCGCCAUUCCUUCCAGUUCUCUGCUGCCAAUGACUGGAACAAAUUGCAAAAAUCUCUGAAGCUGGAGACACUUAUCUCCCUCACUAACUUUAAGCAUCAGUUGUCAGAGCACCUUACCGAUCACUGCACCUGUACACAGCCCAUCUGAAAUUAGCCCGCCCAACUACCUCAUCCCUAUAUUGUUAUUUAUUUUGCUCAUUUGUACCCCAGUAUCUCUAUUUGCACAUCAUCUCUUGCACAUCUAUCAUUCCAGUGUUAAUACUAAUUGUAAUUAUUUUGCACUAUAGCCUAUUUAUUGCCUUACCUCCAUAACUUGCUACAUUUGCACACACUGUAAAUAUAUUUAUUUCUGUUGUAUUUUUGACUUUGUUUUGUUUUACCCCAUAUGUAACUCUGUGUUGUUGUUUUUAUCGCACUGCUUUGCUUUAUCUUGGCCAGGUCGCAGUUGAAAAUGAGAACUUGUUCUCAACUGGCUUACCUGGUUAAAUAAAGGUUAAAUAAAUAAAAAAAAAAAAAAAAAAUGCUGUUUAAUCAGCUUCUUGAUAUGCCACACCUGUCAGGUGGAUGGAUUAUCUUGGCAAAGGAGAAAUGCUCACUAACAGGGAUGUAAACAAAUUUGUGCACAAAAUUUGAGAGUGCAUAUGUAACAUUUCGGGGAUCUUUUUAUUUCAGCUCAUGAAACGUGGAACCAACACUUUACAUGUUGCGUUUUAUAUUUUUGUUCAGUAUAGCUCUUCUAGCCGUUGAGGAACUAGAGCAAACACACUUGUUUUGUUUGGAACAAAACCCUGCAUCCAAGUCUAUUGUUGUUGUUUACACUAUCCAAAAACAGUCCAUUUUAUAAAUCACAAUCUGGGUCAGGUGGGCAUAAUUUGAAAGCCUCUUCUAUUGCCAACAUGACUAGCUAAGUUAUAAAAUACGAUAUUACAGUGUUAGGCUUUCACAAUGCAAUUCAAGGAAACAGAUCAUAAUUUUGGUACGCAUAGAAAGGAGUCAUUAGUUCAUUCAGGUGUGUGUGCCCAUAGCGAAUUUCCUUCACAAAAGUCAAACAGGCUCAUUCUGUUGAGAACAACCCAGGGUAUGACGUCAUGUCAUCUUUUAACUGUACAUCAAACAGUGAUCAUAAACAUUGACAUUGACAUUGUCAUAAACAGCGCAUUCGGAAAGUAUUCAGACCCUUUCGUAAAAGAUUUGAAAAGUCUGGAUUGGACUUGGGUACCGAAUGUACCCUUUCGUUUAUUAACAUUUUACAUUUUAGUCAUUUAGCAGAUCCCCAUUUGCUACUGCAUGUGCAACAGCUACUCUUCCUGGGGUACAAAUACAUGACAAAGUACAGAACAGUUAUAGACAAGGACAUUCAAUUAAAAAUAUAUAAUAAUAGUAAUAAGUUAUACAGUGCAUUCGGAAAGUAUUCAGACCCCUUGACUUUUUCCACAUUUUGUUACUUUUUUGCAAAUGUAUUUAAAAUAAAAAACUAUCACAUUUACAUAAGUAUUCAGACCCUUUACUCAGUACUUUGUUGAAGCACCUUGGCAGCGAUUACAGCCUCGAGUCUUCUCAUGGUCUGAGAGUCCUUUAGGUGCCUUUUGGCAAACUCCAAGUGGGCUGUCAUGUGCUUUUUACUGUUUGGCCACUCUACCAUAAAGGCCUGAUUGGUGGAGUGCUGCAGAGAUGGUUGUCCUUCUGGAAGGUUCUCCCAUCUCCAUAGAGGAAAUCAGGAGCUCUGUCAGAAUCACCAUCGGGUUCUUGGUCACCUUCCUGACCAAGGCCCUUCUCCCCCGGUUGCUCAUUUUGGCCGGGCGGCCUGCUCUAGGAAGAGUCUUGGUGGUUCCAAACUUCUUCCAUUUAAGAAUGAUGGAGGCCAGUGUGUUCUUGGGAACCUUCAAUGCUGCAGAAUGUUUUUGGUACCCUUUCCCCAGACCUGUGCCUCGACACAAUCCCGUCUCGGAGCUCUACGGUCAAUUCCUUCGACCUCACGGCUUGGUUUUUGCUCUGACAUGCACUGUCAACUGUGGGACCUUAUAUAGACAGGUGUGUGCCUUUCCAAAUCAUGUCCAAUCAAAUGCAUUUACCACAGGUGGACUCCAAUCAAGUUGUAGAAACAUCUCAAGGAUGAUCACUGGAAACAGGAUGCACCUGAGCUCAAUUUCGAGUCUCAUAGCAAAGGGUCUGAAUACUUAAGUAAAUAAGGUAUUUCUGUAUUUUUUAUAAAUUUGCAAACAUUUCUAAAAACUUGUUUUCGCUUUGUCAUUAUGGGGUAUUGUGUGUAGAUUUAUGAGGAAAACAUUUUAUUUAAUCAAUUUUAUAAUGCGUAACAAAAUGGGGAAAAAGGGAAGGGGUCUGAAUACUUUCCGAAUGCACUGUAUAUGACAUGAGUUUUAGGAUAUUGAAAUGUGAAGUGCACAUUUGGACUCACGGGUGUUUGGCUUGCUUAUAUGACAUCAAUGCGGAAUUUAUUAUAAUCUUAAACGUCUUAUCUUUCAAAAUACAUAGUCUUCUUAAUGUACAGCAUUUCCCUCUCUCAGACAACAAAACAAAUGCAAAAGUUGCCCAAUUAGCGGGAGGGAUGGAGGCAACUUCUUGUUGCGCAAGGUGCUCAAGGUCAGAAUGGCUGUCAAUCAAAACACAUACAGCGCUGUGAAGCGCAGAGCCAGAGCUCUGACAUCAUGUAUAUCAUGAUACUGUACAGCCACUGUAUUCCAAUUUAGGCGUUUAUCAGUGCCCAAAUCUGCCAUUUUCAACCCGUAUACAGGUACGAGUGUAUAGGGCUACUUCUAAAAGGAAAAAUUCAACUAUAAUGCAAGAGCGCCUGCCUCUCCCAUAUGGACACAUUUAGUGAUAUACCUUGAGCAAUUGGCGGCUAAAGCACUGCAGCAGGUAACUUCCAUUGUCAACUAGGUUAAAGAAAUUGCCUACAUAAAGCAGACAUAUAUAUCCUUUAUGCACAUUUUCUACGCUUGGCGGGUGGUUCAGUUUCUUUCAAUCACUUUCACCUCUCUUCUCCACAGGUCUGUCUUGAGACUUUGCUAGUGAACUUGCAACAUUGUUUCAACUGGGCCCUCCCAAUGAGCUUGGGACAGACAUAGCUGUAUUUGUGCAAGGGAGAAGUGUCUAACGCCCAACUAGGGCCGUGUCUAGACUUGACAGUUCAUGCAGCUUUAGUAUUCUGAUCAUAGAGUUCUGAUCAUGGAAUUCCGAACACAUUUACAUUUACAUUUUAGUCAUUUAGCAGAUGCUCUUAUCCAGAGCGACUUACAGUUAGUGAGUGCAUACGUCAUGCGUCUACACCGACAUUCAAAUGUGUCUACCGUGUCCGGAUUCCCUUUACUGCGCUAUAUUCAAAUGCCAGUAUGCAUUUUACAAACGGUGGAAUAGGAAAAAUAUGAUAGCUACUGCCAUCAGUUGUUGUUAACUACUGUAGCUAACUAGCAAGCUAACCUCUGUAGCUAGCCAGCAAGUAACGCUAAAGGGAUUGCAAACGGGUUAGCAUAACUCUAGCCAAACAAAAAAUAGUUUUUCAAAAUAUUAGCUAGCUGGCUAGCAUUUAUGAGGCCAGUAAACACGUUCCUCACACGCUACGGACGUAUUUCCCCCAAUGUUAGAAUGAAAAGGUUCCUCUCUGUCCCAAAACAGAGACUUGUGAGAGGAGUGCUGAUGACAUCGCCCACUGUAUGCGCUUUCGGAUCGGAACACAAUCAGACCACAAAGCGACUUUUGUGCGUCUAGACCUGUCUUUUUAAUACGAUCUUCGUAUUCUGAUAGCAGAAGUCUCAUGUAAGUGUCAAGUGUAGACACAACCUAGGAGAGGAGAGGUAGGCUAUAAACCUAGGAGAGGAGAGGUAGGCUAUAGGAUACUGAACUUGAAGCAGCAAGAAUGAUGAGAGAGCGGAUACUUGCACUUUCUCUUGAGUUACAUUUUGCCUACCUUUUAGGAGUGGGACGAUUUGCAGGCAGAGACAAUAUUUAUUUCCAGAAAAUGUAGUAGGCCUACAGUAUAGCCUAAUUUCCUUGGAAAGAUAACUGCACUGUGCUUCUCCGCCCAUCCAUAUAUAUUUAAUUGAGACCACUAGGGUUGUAAAGGGAAGGAAUAUUACUGAAAACUUUGGAAGUUUGCCAGUACACUACCAGAUUUUUUAUAAAAUUCCCACCAAAACAUGAAAGUUAUCAGAUGACAUCUAGUGGCCUUUUUGGGUACUUCAGAUUAUCACAGGUAUCUGUAAUUAUCCCUGACCCUCUGUGUGGCCUUAUCACAUGUAAAAUAUAUAAAAUAAUCAAAUAAUGACGACAAAGCUGUAAAACAUCCUAAAUAUAAACUAUCAACUUGGUGAAUACCAUUGGUGUUUAAUAUGAGGGUUUCAGCAUGAGAUAUCCCUUUUUUUUUCACACUUUUAUUUAUUUUACUACAUCAAUUUGUCUUUUUUGUAAGCGUUUUGGGGCUAAACUGGUGGCAGUUGUGAAAAAAGUAAAUAGUUGGAAGUGUUGCAGAGAUCAUUGAAAAUGAUUCCAUUGUUUAUUAGAAAAUGUUUCAUUAAUUAGGCUAUUUUUUCUUAAACCACAUGGUCUAUCCACUAGAAACGAAUGGACAAUAUGGGCACAGAUAUAAAAAAUGAAUACUAACUUUUAAAAAAGUUAUUAAAGUAUAAAUUACCAAAGUUACCAUAGAUUGACAUAAAUUACCUGUUAAUCACAAAAUGACUGAAGAUUCCAGUAACUUUGGUAAAUUACUGGUAGCUUUGCAACCCUAGAGACCACACAUAUAGGCGCAAUUUGAUUUCGUACGCCCAACUAGGAGAGGAGAGGUAUAGGCUACUGAACUUGAAGCAGCGAUUGAUGAGAGUAUGUGAAUAGUGCGACAAAGAGGUGCUUUUAAUACAAUAGAUAGGCUAACACAUACAAAACAGAAAGAUGACUGUUUCCAAAUAAUGUGCGGGACAAAAUAUUUUCAUCCAAAAGUCUGACCGCCCGCUCUCUAAUUCAAGCUCCGUAAUAUCCUAGCUAGUACUCUUAGCUACUUUAAUCUUGUCGAAGGUACGAGUGUGCUAGGCACGAAUCAAUGACAAAUUCACUACUGUCUUAUUCCAGAACAGAGGAGGGUCACACCAGGCUACAUGUACUGUAGUGACAUAUACUCACCGUUUUUCCAGUGGAACUGGUGUGUGUGUGUGUGUGUGUGUAGUGCAGACCUGGGUAUUUGAGUAUCUGGUAUUGAAAAUACUUUUCCUGUGUAUUUGAGUAUUUUCAAAUACACAGUCCAAAACUUAGUAGUACUUUUAUUUGAGUAUUUGAAUGGUUAUUUGUAAAAACCAGAUAGUCUGCCUAAAUGAUUUGACAGUAUUUUCAAAUACUAUUUUCAAAUACCUGGGUUAAUGCAUGGGAGUGUAUUUGAGUCAGUGUAUUUGAGUAUUUUCACGUACUUUCCAAAUGUAUUUCCAAUUACAUAAAAAUAUUCAACUACUUGUCUAUUCAAAUAAAAUGUAUCUGAAUACCUACUUCGAAUUAAUGUGAAAGUAAUUGAGGUAUUUUAAAUAGUAUUUGAACCCAGGUGUGGUGUGUUUAUGUUUUCUGUUCUGUGGGAGGCUGGGAGCAGGUGUAGGCCUACAGACAGUGACAACCCUGUGUUUGUCUGUGUGUGUGUACACUGCAGGUGUGAGAGCCGCCAGCGUUGGGACAGUCCAUCCGUGUGUCUGUGUCUGCGCAGGUGUGUGUCAGUCGACUGGCACAGCUCGGAAUGCAAGAUGCUGUUCUCCCUGGGGAUGCUGAUGCUGUCCGCCACACAGAUCUACACCAUCUUCACUGUGCAGCUCUUCGCCUUCCUCAACCUGCUGCCCGUUGAGGCUGACAUUUCUGCCGUGAGUCCCGUAGACUGAGAGACAGACGGGCGGGUGGGUGGGUGGGCAGGCAUGCAGGCAGAUAGACAGACAGAUACACAGACAGACAUGCGGUCUACAGACAUUCAGACUGACUGACUGGCUUACAGAAAACCUAUUUUGGCUCAGUGCUGGGAACUUCUAGUUACUAACACCACCAUGUAGUUCAUGAUGCGAUUUGUAUUCUUAUUUCUCUUUCAGUACACAUUUGACAACAAAACGGGAAACUUUGAUGACCUGCCUGCACGGUUUGGGUACCGGUUGCCCAGCGAUGGACUCAAGGUGGGUACAACAAUGGUCCAUACGUCGACUGUUUACACACGGUGUCAUUUCACUGCCAUUGACACAAGUUAAAGUAUAACCAUCGUCAGAACAUGAACGAUAAUGCAUGGAAUCCGAUUUUCGAUUGCAUUUUUUCUUGAGAGAGAAUGCCCAUCUCAGAAAAACUAAUGUAAAACUAAAAAUGUGUAAGAGAGUGAAUUGAUUUUCAAAAAUUAUCACUAAUGCAUAUACACUGAGUGUACAAAACAUUAGGAACUCCUUCCUAAUAUUGAGUUUAGGGCUGACCCUAAUUAGUCGACUGGUCGAUUGUUUGGUUGUUAGGCUGUUUGGUCUACCGAGAUUGUUUUAGUCGAGCAGUAACAAAUAUAUACAGUACCAGUCAAUAGUUUGGACACACCUACUCAUUCCAGGGUUUUUCUUUAUUUUUACUGUUUUCUACAUUGUAGAAUAAUAGCGAAGACAUCAAAACUAUGAAAUAACACAUAUGGAAUCAUGUAGUAAACAAAAAAGUGUUAAACAAAUCAAAAUAUAUUUGAGAUUCUUCAAAGUAGCCACCCUUUGCCUUGAUGACAGCUUUGUACACUCUUGGCAUUCUCUCAACCAGCUUCAUGAGGAAUGCUUUUCCAACAGUCUUGAAGGAGUUCCCACAUAUGCUGAGCACUUGUUGGCUGCUUUUCCUUAACUCUGCUGUCCAACUCAUCCCAAACCAUCUCAGUUGGGUUGACGUCGGGUGAUUGUGGAGGCCAGGUCAUCUGACGCAGCACUACAUCACUCUCCUUCUUGGUCAAAUAGCCCUUACACAGCCUGGAGGUGUGUUUUGGGUCAAUGUCCCGUUGAAAAACGAUAUGAUAGUUCCACUAAGCGCAAACCAGAUGGAUGGCGUAUCGCUGCAGAAUUCUGUGGUAGCCAUGCUGGUUAAGUGUUCCUUGAAUUCUAAAUAAAUCACAGACAGUGUCACCAGCAAAGCACCAUCACAUCUUUUUCACCCUCUGAAUGGCAGAUAUUCCAUGUCUCAAUUGUCUCAAGGCUUAAAAAUCCUUCUUUAACCUGUAUCAUCCCUUUCAUCUAUGCUGAUUGAAGUGAAUUUAACAGGUGACAUCAAUAAGGGAUCAUAGCUUUCACCUGGAUUUACCUGGUCAGUCUAUGUCAUGGAAAGAGCAGGUGUUCCUAAUGUUUUGUACACUCAGUGACGACACAUAUAAUAAACACAUGCUACACUUACUUAUUAUAGGCCCUGCUUAUCUAUUAUUUGGAAGCAUUUUAUCUAAUUUGAUUUAAUCACAGUGAACUCUAAGGAGGCGUCCCAAAUGGCACCCUGUUCCCUAUAAAGUUCACUACUUUUGAAUAGAGCCCUAUGGGCCCUGGUCAAAAGUAGUGCACUAUAGUGAAUAGGGUGCAUUUUGGUACACACACUAGUAGUGGGCCCAGCUGUGACCUAGGACCAGUGGCCAAACUGGAACUACAGUGAAGAGCACUGUGUUGCGCAGGAGCAUGAUCACCAUGGCUGUCUAAUGAGAAUGAGGUCAUGUGUUGACCCACACAGCUGGCAACAGGGAUGAUUCAUGUCUGUGCUUCUGAGCUAGGCCAUUGUGUUUCCCCCCAGUGAAGAGCUUGUUGUUGUCCAUUGCUAGGCUUUCCAUUCUCUAACUAACCUCUCUGUCUGAAAUGUCCAUGAUCAAUCAUUCAUUUCAGUUUUUAACCCCCCCCCAAAAAAAAUUUUGUUUUAUUUUCAGUCUGGGAACUACCCUGUUCCUAAAGUAACUGAAUAAACCUAACAUAGUGGUACGCUGUAUGCUCCUAUCAGUCUUGGUGAUGAAGGCUCUUUAGCUGAAAUAUUGGGAAUAAACAGCGAGGAGAGAUGAGUCGUGGUCAAAAGUUUUGAGAAUGACACAAAUAUUAAUUUUCACCAAGUCUGCUGCCUCAGCUUUUAUGAUGGCAAUUUGCAUAUACUCCAGAAUGUUAUGAGUGAUCAGAUGAAUUGCAAUUAAUUGCAAAGUCCCUCUUUGCCAUGAAAAUGAACUUAAUCCCCAAAAAACUUUUCCACUGCAUUUCAGCCCUGCCACAAAAGGACCAGCUGACAUCAUGUUAGUGAUUCUCUCGUUAACACAGGUGAGAGUGUUGACGAGGACAAGGCUGGAGAUCACUCUGUCAUGCUGAUUGAGUUAGAAUAACAGACUGGAAGCUUUAAAAGGAGGGUGGUGCUUGAAAUCAUUGUUCUUCCUCUGUUAACCAUGGUUACCUGCAAGGAAACACGUGCCGUCAUCAUUGCUUUGCACAAAAAGGGCUUCACAGGCAAGGAUAUUGCUGCUAGUAAGAUUGUACCUAAAUCAACCAUUUAUCGGAUCAUCAAGAACUUCAAGGAGAGAGGUUCAAUUGUUGUGAAGAAGGCUUCAGGGCGCCCAAGAAAGUUCAGCAAGCGCCAGGACCGUCUCCUAAAGUUGAUUCAGCUGCAGGAUCGGGGCACCACCAGUGCAGAACUUGCUCAGGAAUGACAGCAGGCAGGUGUGAGUGCAUCUGCACGCACAGUGAGGCGAAGACUUUUGGAGGAUGGCCUGGUGUCAAGGAGGGCAGCAAGGAAGCCACUUCUCUCCAGGAAAAACAUCAGGGACAGACUGAUAUUCUGCAAAAGGUACAGGGAUUGGACUGCUGAGGAAUGGGGUAAAGUCAUUUUUUCUGAUGAAUCCCCUUUCCAAUUGUUUGGGGCAUCCGGAAAAAAGCUUGUCCGGAGAAGACAAGGUGAGCGCUACCAUCAGUCCUGUGUCAUGCCAACAGUAAAGCAUCCUGAGACCAUUCAUGUGUGGGGUUGCUUCUCAGCCAAGGGAGUGGGCUCACUCACAAUUUUGCCUAAGAACACAGCCAUGUAAGUAAAGCCAAUAAAGCCAAUAAAGAAUGGUACCAACACAUCCUCCGAGAGCAACUUCUCCCAACCAUCCAAGAACAGUUUGGUGACGAACAAUGCCUUUUCCAGCAUGAUGGAGCACCUUGCCAUGAGGCAAAAGUGAUAACUAAGUGGCUCGGGGAACAAAACAUCGACAUUUUGGGUCCAUGGCCAGGAAACUCCCCAGACCUUAAUCCCAUUGAGAACUUGUGGUCAAUCCUCAAGAGGCGGGUGGACAAACAAAAACCCACAAAUUCUGACAAACUCCAAGCAUUGAUUAUGCAAGAAUGGGCUGCCAUCAGUCAGGAUGUGGCCCAGAAGUUAAUUGACAGCAUGCCAGGGUGGAUUGCAGAGGUCUUAUGUAUGCACUCACUAACUGUAAGUCGCUCUCGAUAAGAGCGUCUGCUAAAUGACUAAAAUGUAAAUGUAAAAAUGUCUUGAAAAAGAAGGGUCAACACUGCAAAUAUUGACUCUUUGCAUAAACUUAAUGUAAUUGUCAAUAAAAGCCUUUGACACUUAUGGAAUGCUUGUAAUUAUGCUUCAGUAUACCAUAGUAACAUCUGACAAAAAUAUCUAAAAACACUGAAGCAGCAAACUUUGUGAAGACCAAUACUUGUGUCAUUCUCAAAACUUUUGACCACGACUGUACUGUAUGGCUGCAAUCCAAACAAGUAAAAGUCCUCUCCCCUCAGCCCUCAAAUUAAGUAGACUUCUGAUGACGAAUCAUGAAGUAUGUUGAGUUGACACUUGCAGGAACAGGGGCGAGGGGAAGAAUGAAUUAAUUUUAAAUCGACCGCCCUUGCCGAGAAAUGUGUCACUCAUUUGUCCCACGGUUGUGUUUUCAGUCAUCAUGGAACCAACGGUAGCGGUUGAGUGUGCUUUAUAUGCGAUACAGUAAAUUAUGAUUGCAUUUUAUAUCUUGGCUAGAAGACAACGCAUCCGCAGACAUCGAAUGCUAGCCAACCGACGAUAUCAGGUAAAUUGAAAAUUACAGUGUAUAGGUGUGAUGUCAGGGAAAGUUGUAUGCACUAGCUAACGUUUCCAAAAGCUAACCAAACAAAAACAUUAGUACUUUUACGAUAUGUGUUUAUUUACAUUUGUUUUUACUAACACUUGUAUGUUAACUUCUCCAUAUUGAUGUUGGUUUUAAGUUUUGGCUGACUUUUCUUAGCGGAUGUACAAUCAUCGCAAAUUGAAUAAUGUGGCGUUUCAGGCCUCGGAGUGAACUAAAUUGUACACUCGCAAACUCAAUCACAAACGAGGGCUGAGGGGCUUACGUUGCCAACUUCCCUUGCUUGGCUAAUUGUUUGGAUGGCCGCGGGGAUUCCCCCAAGGGCAUAAGGCGAGGGUAAGUGGAGGAGGGUGUGUCUUUUAUGUGUUUGAAAUGCAGCCUCUGACUUCAUUUUUCAAUUGUAUAGGCUUAGUUUAUUCUCUGUUAGUCAGCACCUCACCCAAGGGUGUGCAUUGUUUGUUUCUUUAUAACUCGAAAGUAGUAAUGUUAUCAGUUAAUAAAAGUUGUUUGAAGGGGAUCAGCAUUGAAACAAUAACAAAGCGUCUCCCUGUGUUUCCCACUGAUGUUCUGAGAACGUUACGUGAUGGUCCCAAGGGAACGUUCUCUGGGGGACCUUUGUCUAGUUCUCUGUACGUUCCCAGGACAUCACUGAGGACCAUGUCUGGACCGUUUUCAGACAUUCUCAGGACUUUCAUUUUACUAGUCCUUAGGACGUUGCAUGAUGGUCCCAAAGAAACGUUCUCUGGGGGACCUUUUUAUAGUUCCCUGUUUGUCCCAGGACGUUUUUAGGAAGUUCUUGGGACGUUGUGUCAUGGUCCCCUGGAGAUUUUGUCUAGUUCGCGGUUUGUCCCGAGGACGUUUUUAGGAAGUUUUUUGGAUGUUGUGUCAUGGUCCCCUGAACGUUCUUCGGAUUUUGUGUCAUGGUCCCCUGGAAAUUUUUGUCACGUGAUGGUCCCAGGUGUCCCAAACCAUUUGUAAGUAAAGUAAUGAAAAGGUAUGGGGAUUUUAAGGUAAGUGGUACGCUGUUCAGCUAAAAUAGUGUAAAAAUCUUUAAUCAAAGACAAUAUGAUUUACAUUUGACAUAAUCACUUAAAUCAAAGCCCUUAACCAACAAUGCAGUUCAAGAAAUAGUGUUAAGAAAAUAUUUACUAAAUAAAGUAACACAAUAAAAUAACAAUACAGAGGCUAUAUAGUCCUUUGUAGCUCAGUUGGUAGAGCAUGGCGAUUGCAACGCCAGGGUUGUGGGUUCGAUUCCCACGGGGGACCAGUAUGAAAAAAAAUAAAAAAAUUAUGCAGUCUGGAUAAGAGCGUCUGCUAAAUCACUAAAAUGUAAAAAUGUAAAUAUACAGGGGGUACCGGUACUGAGUCAAUGUGCUGGGGUACAGGUUAAUCGAGGUAAUUUGUACAUGUACAGUUGAAGUCGGAAGUUUACAUACACUUAGGUUGGAGUCAUUAAAACUAGUUUUUCAACCACUCCACAAAUUUCUUGUUAACAAACUAUAGUUGUGGCAAAUUACUUGUGCAUGACACAAGUAAUUUUUCCAACAAUUGUUUACAGACAGAUUAUUUCACUUAUAAUGCACUGUAUCACAAUUCCAGUGGGUCAGAAGUUUACAUACACUAAGUUGACUGUGCCUUUAAACAGCUUGGAAAAUUCCAAUAAAAUGAUGUCAUGGCUUUAGAAGCUUCUGAUAGGCUAUUUGACAUCAUUUCAGUCAAUUGGAGGUGUACCUGUGGAUGUAUUUCAAGGCCUACCUUCAAACUCAGUGCCUCUUUGCUUGACAUCAUGGGAAAAUCAAAAGAAAUCAGCCAAGACCUCAGGAAAAAAAUUGUAGACCUCCACAAGUCUGGUUCAUCCUUGGGAGCAAUUUCCAAACGGCUGAAGGUACCACAUUCAUCUGUACAAACAAUAGUACGCAAAUAUAAACACCAUGGGACCAUGCAGCCGUCAUACCGCUCAGGAAGGAGACACGUUCUGUCUGCUAGAGAUGAACGUACGUUGGUGCGAAAAGUGCAAAUCAAUCCCAGAACAACAGCAAAGGACCUUGUGAAGAUGCUGGAGGAAACAGGUACGAAGUAUCUAUAUCCACAGUAAAACUAGUCCUAUAUCGACAUAACCUGAAAGGCCGCUCAGCAAGGAAGAAGCCACUGCUCCAAAACUGCCAUAAAAAGCCAGACUACGGUUUGCAACUGCACAUGGGGACAAAGAUCGUACUUUUUGGAGAAAUGUCCUCUGGUCUGAUGAAACAAAAAUAGAACUGUUUGGCCAUAAUGACCAUCGUUAUGUUUGCAAGCCGAAGAACACCAUCCCAACCGUGAAGCACAGGGGUGGCAGCAUCAUGCGGUGGGGGUGCUUUGCUGCAGGAGGGACUGGUGCACUUCACAAAAUAGAUGGCAUCAUGAGGAAGGAAAAUUAUGUGGAUAUAUUGAAACAAAAUCUCAAGACAUCAGUCAGGAUGUUAAAGCUUCGUCGCAAAUGGGUCUUCCAAAUGGACAAUGACCCCAAGCAUACUUCCAAAGUUGUGGCAAUAUGGCUUAAGGACAUCAAAGUCAAGGUAUUGGAGUGGCCAUCACAAAGCCCAGACCUCAAUCCUAUAGAAAAUGUGUGGGCAGAACUGAAAAAGCGUGUGGGAGCAAGGAGGCCUACAAACCUGACUCAGUUACACCAGCUCUGUCAGGAGGAAUGGGCCAAAAUUCACCCAACUUUUUGUGGGAAGCUUGUGGAAGGCUACCCGAAACGUUUGACCCAAGUUCAACAAUUUAAAGGCAAUGCUACCAAAUACUAAUUGAGUGUAUGUAAACUUCUGACCCACUGGGAAUGUGAUGAAAGAAAUAAAAGCUGAAAUAAAUCAUUCUCUCUACUAUUAUUCUGACAUUUCACAUUCUUAAAAUAAAGUGGUGAUCCUAACUGACCUAAGACAGGGAAUUUUUACCAGGAUUAAAUGUCAGGAAUUGUGAAAAACUGAGUUUAAAUGUAUUUGGCUAAGGUGUAUGUAAACUUCCGACUUCAACUGUAGGUAGGGGUGAAGUGACGAUGCAUAGAUAAUAAACAGCGAGUAGCAGCAGGGUAAAAACAAAAGGGGGGGGGGUCAGUGUAAAUAGUCCGGGUGGCCAUUUGAUUAAUUGUUCAGCAGUCUUAUGGCUUGGUGGUAGAAGCUGUUAAUGAGCCUUCGGCCCUAGACUUGGCGCUCUGGUACCGCUUGCCAUGCGGUAGCAGAGAGAACAGUCUAUGACUAGGGUGGCUGGAGUCUUUGACAAUUUUUAGGGCCUUCCUCUGACACCGCCUGGUAUAGAGGUCCUGGAUGGCAGAAAGCUUGGCCCCAGUGAUGUACUGUGCCGUACACACUACCCUCUGUAGUGCCUUGCAGUCGGAGGCCGAGCAGUUGCCAUACCAUGCAGUGAUGCAACCAGUCAGGAUGCUCUCGAUGGUGCAGCUGUAUAACUUUUUAAGGAUCUGAGGGCUUUGUCGUGCCCUCUUCACGACUGUCUUGGUGUGUUUGGACCAUGAUUAAUGAUUAGUGAAUCAAGGUCUGUAUAGGAUUUCACCAUUGUGCAUGCACCUUUCAAGUCCUCUCAGUUCAGUCGUCAUGAAGGAAAGGAGGCUAGGAAAGGAAGCUAGCUUUCACACUACUGAGCCAAGUCAAGCUAAACCUAGCCAAACUAUACUGGCCUGGUUACACAUCCACCAUAGUUGCUGGAAAAGACCAUGUGAAGAGAACAUAUCUGAGCCAGCACAGUACAGAUCUGUUCGGCACGUUAGUGCGAAAAGGGUAUAAUUCAAAACCAUUGGAGCAUGGCCUGACAUGUGGUAUUGCAGGUCUGCUGGCUCCAUUGUGGCAAUGCCCCCACCUGCUGUUGUGACAGUAUUUUCCCCAGGCAUCCCAGUAUGGGAUGGACUAGGAUGGGGGAUGGCAGUGCCAACUAAUGAGUCAAGCCCCUCACCUCCGAGUUCUGGUAAAGAGGCAGGGGUCACGUCUGUCACUGUAUGUGUGCAGCCUGCCAGGCUUCUUGCGUAAGGCAUCAGAUUAUGAAAGCUGAGCGAUGAGGGCAAAAGCAGAUCAUCUCUCUCUUUUUCUUACCCGCUCAGUCCUCUCCCUCUCCUCUUAUUCUUUGUCUCUCUUGCGCAUUCAUUUUUUUUUUUUUCCGUUUGUCUCUCUCCAAGCAAUCAAUCCCCUUUUUCUCUCUCUCUCUCUUACUCACUCUUUCACUCUACCGCUCUUCCUCUUUCUCAUUCCCCCUCUCCACCCCCCUCUGACUGGAGCUAAGCCCAGCCACUUCACCCACCCGUUUGAACUCUCUGCCAGCCUCUGUGUGGAUGCACUGUGGCUUUUAUGAAGGCAGGUGUGGCAACCCACACCCUAGGCCCCAUCAUGUUGCUUUGACAUCUUGUUCCAUUAUUGUUCCAUAUUGUACUUAUCGUUCCAUCUUGUACAAACAAUAUGGUCUUUACAUCUUCGGUCAGAUGCCAUUCGUCUUCAGCAGGUCGCCCUGCGGCGGUUGUGGUCGUAACGGUGGCAGAGUUUCAGUGUUUGGAGCAUAGCCUGUCCUGCUGUGUUAACAAACUGGUUUGUGAAUGUAGCGUGUCGACCAUGUUGACUGUAUCCCGGUCUACUGUCCAGGCCCCUGCUUACCCUGCCAGCAGAGUGCUUAUCUGUGUCGUCAGGUGCACUUACCCAGAACUCUGUCUGGCUGAGUCUAACUCCAAAAAAGCUGUCCCCUUCCCUCCUCGCUAA
Molecule: messenger RNA, 17098 nt
Organism: Coregonus sp. 'balchen'
Lineage: Eukaryota; Metazoa; Chordata; Actinopteri; Salmoniformes; Salmonidae
Source: the annotation of a GenBank genome assembly